This is a messenger RNA of Aaosphaeria arxii CBS 175.79, 1356 nucleotides long. RefSeq lists its product as uncharacterized. NCBI's taxonomy places the organism in Eukaryota, Fungi, Ascomycota, Dothideomycetes, Pleosporales. The transcript has 2 exons. The record is from RefSeq and is a predicted model, not a curated record. The coding region runs from base 351 to 941 and encodes 196 amino acids.
CAAUUGGUCCUAUGUCUUCAUUUCGAGAUACCUCAUUUACGAUCCCAAUGCCACCUAGCUAACAGAAAACCUAGAACAAACCCCUCAAAGAGCGUCUGAACCCUACGGCCCUAAAGGAAACCCUCAAAACCAAAGUCCCCACCCUCUCCCACGAAAACAUCUACACAAUCCCCAACCUCCUCACCUUCUCCCGCCUCGCCGCAACUCCCCUAAUCGGCUACCUAAUCGUAACCAACCAAGCCCUCCCAGCCUUCAUCCUCUUCGUCUACGCCGGCUUCUCGGACCUCCUCGACGGCUGGAUCGCACGCAAAUACCACCUCCAAACUGUCGUUGGCAGCGUCGUGGACCCCAUGGCCGACAAAGCCCUCAUGACCACCCUCGUCGCCUGCCUCGCCGUCAACGGCGCGCUGGCCCUCCCCCUCGCUACCCUCAUCCUUGGCCGCGACAUCAGCCUCGCCGUCGCAGCCAUAUACUACCGCUACGCUUCACUCCCGGCGCCGAAGACGCUCGCGAGGUACUGGGACUUCAGCCUCCCGUCCGCAGAGGUGCAUCCCACCACCGUGUCGAAACUAAACACGUUCCUCCAACUCGUUCUCAUCGGCACCACAAUGUGCGUAGCGCUUCUCCACGACCCCGCCGCCCCCUCAUCCCUCACCUCUAUCCAAUCCAUGCUCGGGGGCCCCGAGGGUGUGGAGAAGUUGGUGGGCGGGAUGGGCGCGGUGGUCGCGGCCACGACGGUGUAUAGUGGGCUUAGCUAUGUGUGGUUAAAGGACGCCGUGAAGAUUCUCGGCGAUGAUGAGGCGUUGAAGAGGAGGCAGGGGAGGACAGGGAGGAUGGUUAUUGGAGGCUGCUUUGGGGGGUUUAUUGUGGCCGCUGCGUGGCUUGCUUGGAAGGAGUGGGAGAGAAAAGGGGAUGAGGAGGAGGAGAGUGGUGGGAAGUGAGGUGAAUGGUAGUCACAUUUCUGCAUCGCCUUUGUAAGAAAGAAAAUUAAAAGUAAGAGACUGAGGGGGAAAUGGAGUGGAAUGGACACGGUCAUUAUCCUGUGUCUGGGGAUAGGUCUUCUUCUUUUCUUCCCCAUGUAUCAUAGCGGUUCCUCUUAUCUUGUUUCUCUAGCUUUUUCCCAGACGUGCCAUACACGCUUUUCACAUUUGUUCCCAUUGCUGGGGCUGUAUACAUAUACUUAAGCUACUUUUAGACCGGGUCGGUCAAUAUGAGAUAUUCAACGGAGAGAGUAAGGGCGAGAGGAAACAUCAAGCGGAAAGAAGCCCAGAGACUAAAAUAAUCACCAAGGGGUGGGCCCGGCACACAACAGAGGAAUUCACGGUCAAAAUUAAAUGGGACUUUGGUCGAAAUUGC